UAGAGAGGAGCUGGGAGUGUGAUGGUGAAAUGUAACGGGGACGUCGUGGAGGCUGUGACGGGAACGGCGAAGACAUAACGGGGGCUGCGGUGGAAAUAUCGCAGGACACCGGCGGAAGUCCCUGUCGGAUUGUCCAUGCUCUUGGUGUCUACUUCCAUCUAAUGCAAUGCUAAAUCAGUGCAGUGACCAGCUCCCCGGAGAUCUCCACCAGACUACACUCAACGUAGACCUGCCCCACAAUCUUAUCUACCAGCCAAGAGCAUCAUUACAACAAGAAUGUCACACGUCCCAUGAGAAACAUCCUAUAGAAAUGCCCCAUUCCUCUUUACUUCAGCCAGUAGGAUCUGCAUCACCAGGACUCAAUUCAAACCAGGGUGUUCAACCCACAGAACUAACCCACGGCAUGCUUCACAACCAAAGUGAUCUUUCUAAGCAAGGACACAGUACGGCUCUAAAGCCACUUACUGUAGAUGACCUACCUUACCUCUCCCCACAGCAUGGAGAUAAAUUGCCACUUGAAUGCGGUGCAGUUUUGGGUUGUCCAUCCACAGAUCAGAUCAGACCCCCCAUUAGUGCUGUUAACAUGAAAGAAUUUGCAAUACAGGCCCAUUUAGAUUCCCUGAGGACACUUGUAACAGAUAUAACACCAGGUUUACUCCAGUCAGAAGAUCUGGACUGUGAACUUCCAUCACAAGAACUGGUGCCUCCACCAGGCGAUACACUAGAUGACAUGGAAACAUGCAAUGACUCCAGCAGUAAUGAGCUUAAUGAGUCAGAAGAGAACGGGAAGGAGCCGGCAUCCAAAAGCUCCUCUGGUUUCCAGCCUCCUCCAUGCAGCUCCGCAGCAUUUUCCUUAAUGAUGGCCGACUCUGAACACAAUCCCUCUACCAGUGGCUACAGCAGUGAACAACCGGCUAAGGCCAAAACUCAGAAAGAUCUGAUGAAAAUCCUGAAAGAACUACGUUCAUAUCUCCCCUCAGACAAGAGAUCCAGGGGCAAAUCUAGCACGCUGGCGUCUAUUCGAUACGCACUGCGGUGCAUCCAGCAGGUUAAAGCAAAUGAGGAAUAUUACCAGCUACUGAUGGUUAAUGAGGAGCAGCCACGUGGUCUGGACGUGUCGUGUUACACCGUGCAAGAGAUAGCGAAUAUCACCUCCGAGUACACGCGGAAUAAUAUGGACGUGUUUGCUGUGGCGGUUUCCCUAGUAACUGGACGGAUCCUGUACAUCUCGGAGCAGGCCUCGGUGGUCCUGCGCUGUGGGGCAGAUGUCUUCUCGCAGGUUCGCUUUGUUGAACUCUUGGCCCCUCAGGAUGUGAGCGUGUUCUACAGCUCUACCACCCCAUACAGACUCCCAUCAUGGAGCAUCUGCAACGGAGCUGAUUCUGGAUCUCUGGAGGGUAUGGAGGAAAAGCCCUUUUACUGUCGCAUCAGCUGUGGCCGGGAAUCCCGACGAGAGAUCUCUUAUCAUCCUUUCCGCUUGACCCCAUAUCUAAUCCGGGCACAAGCAGAGGGGAGCCCUGCUGAACAACUGUGCUGUGUGCUGUUUGCUGAGAGGGUGCACUCCGGAUAUGAAGCGCCUCGGAUCCCUGCAGAUAAACGCAUCUUCACGACCACUCACACACCCAGCUGUCUGUUCCAAGACAUUGAUGAAAGAGCUGUACCUUUGCUGGGAUACCUUCCUCAGGACCUGAUCGGCAGCCCUAUUAUUCUGCACCUUCAUCCUAGUGAUCGGCCGCUCAUGCUGGCUGUACACAAAAAGAUUCUGCAGCAUGGAGGGCAACCGUUUGAUUUCUCACCUAUUCGGUUCUGUGCACGCAAUGGGGAGUACAUCACCAUAGACACCAGCUGGUCUAGCUUCGUCAACCCUUGGAGUCGUAAAGUGUCCUUCAUCAUUGGCAGACACAAAGUUAGGAUGGGUCCUGUUAAUGAAGACAUAUUCGCUGCACCCACAUGCAUGGAAGAUCAGUCGGUGCAGCCUGGAAUUCAGGAGAUCACAGAGCAGAUACAUCAGCUACUCAUGCAGCCUGUCCACAACAGCAGCUCCAGCGGAUACGGGAGUUUGGGAAGUAAUGGGUCCCAUGAAAAUCCAAUGAGUGCAGCAUCCUCCAGCGAUAGCAACGGGAACCUCAACGAGGACAUAAAGGACAAGCAUGCAUCUUCCGCUGUGCAGAAGGAGGAGCAGGGAACCAGCGGCCUUGAGGUUAAAGAUACACAGAACCCAGAGAAGCAAGCAGAUCAUGCUCCUAAUGCAGACAUGGAUGAUAAAGACCUUGCCAAGGAUGGAUCAGAGAGCGGUGUCUGUCCCGUGCAGAUUGAAGAGCUACCGGUUAAACAGUCUCCCUAUUCGUACCAGCAGAUCAGUUGUCUGGACAGUGUUAUCAGAUACCUGGAAAGUUGCAGUGCCCCCAUCAAUACUAAACGCAAGUGGGAGUCCCCCUGCAAUACACCGUCUUCUACCUCGGAUGAUGACCCAGUCCAGAUGCAGGACAAGAAGAUGGAGAUACAAAAGGAAAGCCCUGUAGCGGGAAUGAAACUACAAUUAGGAUCACGUCCGCCCCACACUACCAUGCCUGUUCCAGGCCCUCCUUCCAUGCCUGUGCUAAAUCCUCUGUCAAUUGGUGCCAAGGCUGAAAGUGUCGUAUCUCUCACCAGCCAUUGUAGCUACAGCAGCACAAUUGUACACGUUGGAGACAAGAAGACAGAAUUUGAGGAUGUGCCUGCGCACCUAGAUGCUGUGCCACCCGCGUCUGGCACUACGGAGAAAGAGCCACGCAGGCCACUGGGGCUUACUAAGGAAGUGCUGGUGGCUCACACUCAGAAAGAGGAGAAUCAUUUCAUGUCUGGUUUCAUGGACACAAAAAAGCUUAGUGCCUUCCAGACUCGAUGCAGCAGCUACCUGCAUGAGAGGCCAGGGGGUACUCGUCGACACUGUACACAGGGUGCUGGUACCCUGUGGAAAAAAGCAGGCAAGAAUCUGAAGCCCAAAGCAAAGCGUGUGCGACCCGAGUACUGGGAUAGUAGUAGCUCUGGUCUUCCUCAGACUUCUCGAUGUCCUCUUACUGGCUUCAAUACCACAGCAUGGUCACAAUCUGACACCUCCCAUCCAAGCUAUCCCCCACUGUCAUAUCCUAUUCUGCCUGCUUACACAAUGCCAGUCUUCCCUCCACAACAGAUUCCGAUGCCGAAUGAGAGCCCCCAUUGCUCUCCUGCUGGCACUUACCCCACCCAACCUUUCCCUGCCCCUAUGAUUCCCCCUAUGGUGGCACUGGUACUACCAAACUACUUGUACCCUCCAAACUUGCCGCCUGCUAUGUACCCAGUGUCUGCUCCACCUCCUGUAUUCCCUGGCCAGUCAUCCUCUUGUGCUCAACAAAUGGCCUUUCCUGCUCCUCAGCCAACGUUGUCUACUGCUCCACCGGCCUUCUCCCUUUCACAGCCAACCUACCCUGUUCCACAGUCUGUAAUGUCAACACCGCAGAAUGCCUUUCCUGUGCCUUUACCAUCAUAUGCACCACAGACAGUUGAGAAUACUUAUCCUAGACAGUCUACCCAAUACCCUCUUCUACCCAACGCACCAAAGAUGAAUGAAGGGCUCUCUCGUUCCUCCACGCCCAGAGAUCCUCCUUCUCCCCCACUGUUCCAGUCUCGCUGCAGCUCUCCGCUUCAACUCAACUUGCUGCAACUGGAAGAGUCACAGAAAGCAGAGCGUUUAGAGGGAGCCCUUGGAUUAAAAAAUGUGGGGACAAGAAACAGCACAGUGACGCCAAAACCCUCUAAGCAGUCCGUACCGCUCCCUUCAAGGGCAGGAUCCCCUGCAGAUGCACAAACCAGUGAUGCUAUGUCGGCCUGUAGCGACCUUAUGGAUCUACUGCUGCACGAGGAUGCGUCUUGUGGAACAUGUUCUGCCUCCUCUGCUGUCUCAGAAUCCAUGACAUCUGGAUCUCAUGGUCAAGGUACAUCUGGAAGCCAAACAGGGAGCAGCCUGACCAGCCGCAGCAGCAAAUACUUUGGCAGUGUGGAUUCCUCUGAGAAUAAUCAGCAUCAACUACAAAAACAAGGAAAAGAAACUGCAGCUGGGGAGUCCGUAAUGAAGUAUGUCCUACAGGACCCUAUGUGGCUGCUCAUGGCCAAUGCAGAUGAGAAUGUAAUGAUGACCUACCAGAUACCGCUGCGGGACAUGGAUGCUGUUCUUAAGGAGGACAAGGAGAGGCUGAAAUCCUUGCAGAAGCUGCAACCUCGUUUUACAGACGAGCAAAAGAAGGAACUGGGCGAGAUUCACCCCUGGAUACAACGGGGUGGUUUGCCACAGGCUAUGGAGGUGAUGGACUGUGUUUACUGCAAAGAGCGAGGUUCUGACUGCACAGAAUACAAGGAGGCAAUCCAAGCGCUUGAACUGAGUGGGAUCUUGGAGUCGUGCGAUUAAAUAGUGGAAACGCAUUUAUAGCCAAUUGUUACGACCCAUCAUAUGAGUUAUGAUUUCAAUGUGAACACCGCUCCCUUACUACAGACGUGUAGUAUGUCCUCAACAACAAACAACAUUUUUAUUAUUCCCCUCUCAAAGCGUUUCAGACAACCUGAAAUAAAUGCAAUGGGUCCAGAAUGGAACAAACAUUAGAGAAUGUUUAAUCACAACAAAGAUUCUGUCUAUGAGGUUGCUUUUCUUAGAUAAUUCGGAUGCCACUUCUCUCGUGGUUUUCAGCAUCAAUGGCAUGGGGCCGUUUAUAUUUUGUUUUUGUCCUGAACAUUUUUUGGUCUCUUCUAGAAGGUCCGUAAGCAAGGUGUAGACCUCUAAAAGGGGAAAAUGCACUGCGUUUAAAAUGUGCAGCCAAGACUUUUUCAAAGGCAGGGGGAUUUUAGGGUAAUAUUUGCACAGUUUCAAACCUUGCUUAUUUAAAAAUGUUUCUAUAUAUCUUUUCAGUUAUGAAAUGCUACCCCUUUCCCUUCGUGUGAAUAAGCAAUUCUACUGGAUGCAGGUAGAUGAAGAUUGUACUCGGGCACCUCGCUUAUUUCAGAUUAUCUUCACAAGGUGAUACAAAUGACUGUGUCCCUGUGCAACAUUACCUACUAUACACCCCAUAGCACGGGAUGUACUUAUGUAAAGCUAAAUGUCAGAUCUAUACCAAAGCAGCAAAAUUGCCCACAAAUUGUAACAAAGGCCAGCCUGUUGGUGAGACUCAACUCUUUGCUUUGCACAUC
This is a messenger RNA of Spea bombifrons (plains spadefoot toad), 5196 nucleotides long. RefSeq names its product period circadian regulator 2 (gene PER2). The record is from RefSeq and is a predicted model, not a curated record. Gene Ontology annotation, molecular function: transcription corepressor binding; transcription cis-regulatory region binding. Gene Ontology annotation, biological process: entrainment of circadian clock by photoperiod; circadian regulation of gene expression; negative regulation of transcription by RNA polymerase II. The transcript is spliced from 23 exons. The coding region runs from base 167 to 4423 and encodes 1418 amino acids. NCBI's taxonomy places the organism in Eukaryota, Metazoa, Chordata, Amphibia, Anura, Pelobatidae. Gene Ontology annotation, cellular component: cytoplasm; nucleus.